GAGCUACCCACUAGCACCAUAACAUCCCAUAACUCAGCAUAACCCUCCAUAACCUGAUCACCAACCUCGGCUUCAUCCUUUCUUCCCAUCAGCAUCUCACACGAGGCGCCCUGCAAACAUGUCUACUGAUUCGUCUCUCAAACGUGUCCUCGUCACUGGCGGAGCUGGCUACAUCGGCUCUCAUGUCGUAUACGCCCUCCAAGCCACGCGAAGGUACAAAGUAAUCUGCAUCGACAAUUAUCACAACUCCUAUCCCAAAGCCCUGACCCGCUUGACUCAAAUCGCCCAUGACGCUCUUCCAGAGAACGCUACCGAGCAGGACAAGGAUUCUACCGAGAUCGACUCUUACAACGUCAAUCUUACUCACCCGGAGGAGGUCAGGGCCGUGUUUGAGAAAUAUGGCAAGGGUGGCAUCUGGGGAGUCAUUCACAUUGCGGCCUACAAAGCUGUCGGCGAGUCGACAGAGAUACCUGUGACAUACUAUCACAACAACGUCUCUGCGACGAUUUUCCUUCUCCAGGCCAUGUCCGAAUUCGACUGCACGCGUUUCGUAUACUCGUCAUCUGCGACUGUUUAUGGCACCCCGCCGAAGGUCCCAAUCCCCGAAACGACCCGUCUGAAGGCGGACAGCCCGUACGGGAAGAGCAAAGUUAUGUCUGAAACAAUCAUUGAUGACUUAGCACACGCUGAACCCGAGAGAUGGCGUGCUAUCUCUUUGCGUUACUUCAACCCUGCAGGGGCCCACCCAUCUGGCCUCAUUGGAGAAGAUCCCCGAGGACGGCCUGGGAAUUUGCUGCCGCUCCUUGCCCAUAUGGCAAUUGGUCGUGUAAAGGACGACAAACUGCGUGUCUUCGGAAACGAUUAUCCAACCCCAGAUGGCACUUGUGUGCGCGAUUACUUACACGUUCUCGACCUCGCGUCCGGGCAUCUCCUCGCACUUGACGCGCUUGCUCCCGAGUCUACCAUAUUCGACAACUGCCCCGACGAGGCCAGGUACAAAGCCUAUAACCUCGGAAAGGGCAAAGGUAUGAGCGUGUUGCAGAUUGUCGAUGCGAUGCGGAAGGCGACAGGCUUCGAUUAUAAGUAUGAGAUUGUCGGUCGGCGACGGGGCGACGUCCCUGACCUUACUGCUGAUCCGUCCCUCGCAGAGAAGGAGCUCAAGUUCAAGGCGCCGCAAGAUCUCGAGACGAUGUGCAAAGACCUCUGGAACUGGCAGACGAAGAAUCCACUGGGCUACGAAUCGGAACAGUAGGCGUAUUGCUGCACGGCGUCGAUCACACUCGCGUUUUCGUGCAUCGGAACGGACGCCGGUAGGCCAAUUAUGAAUAGAAAGGAAGUUGAUUUAGAAAGUUUGUUGUAUAUCGUCGUAUCGCCCGGAGGCUAUGUACCGCGACUCAAUAGUCAAGAAUCACAGUUAAUGCAGGGUUCGUUUUCUUUCUGG
Heterobasidion irregulare TC 32-1 is the source of this 1441-nucleotide messenger RNA. RefSeq lists its product as uncharacterized. Gene Ontology annotation, molecular function: UDP-glucose 4-epimerase activity. Gene Ontology annotation, biological process: beta-D-galactose catabolic process via UDP-galactose, Leloir pathway. Gene Ontology annotation, cellular component: cytosol. Lineage: Eukaryota; Fungi; Basidiomycota; Agaricomycetes; Russulales; Bondarzewiaceae. The record is from RefSeq and is a predicted model, not a curated record. Bases 119 to 1252 code for a protein of 377 amino acids. The transcript has 8 exons.